Molecule: messenger RNA, 14575 nt
Organism: Oryctolagus cuniculus (rabbit)
Lineage: Eukaryota; Metazoa; Chordata; Mammalia; Lagomorpha; Leporidae
Source: RefSeq, a predicted model, not a curated record
CGGUCGUCGGCCUUUCCCGCGUGGGGGUGCCGCUGCGUGGGGGGCUGGGGCGGCGGUGGCGGAGGGUGCGGGAGGGACCCCCGAGGCUUCCUCCUGAGGGCUUGGCGGACGGCGGCGACUGCCUCUUCGGAAGCCUCCAAAGCAGUCGUUGGGAUUUUGUUUCAUUUUCCCCCGAAGAAGGAGGAAUCUGCGUCCGUGGCGUGUGCCCGUGCGUGCCCGGCUGCUGCGGAUCUCGCGGUCCCGGCACCUGAGAAUGGGAAAUGCAGCUGCAAACUCAAGGUUCAGCACUUGAGCAGAAUUUGUUGAAAGAGUAUUCCUCUGAUGGGUUAGAAAUGGACUUGGUAACCUUUGAUGAUGUGGCUGUGGACUUCACCCAUGAGGAGUGGACUUUAUUAGAUUCAACUCAGAGAAACCUCUAUAGAGAUGUGAUGGUGGAGAACUACAAAAACCUGGCCAUAGUUGGAUAUCAGCUGUUCAAACCCAGCCUUAUUUCUUGGUUGGAAGAGGAAGUGGAACAAUGUGUUCAUCAAGAGUGGGUAAUGGACCUUAAUACCAAAGGGACAGCUCUUCAGGAUAUUUUUUGGUCAGAUACUUCAAAUGAGAUACAACUGGCAAGAAGUCGCAACGGAGGGGAACUCCAUGAAUAUAACCAGUGUAGCAAAGCCUCCAGUGAUGACUUUGAGCUACACACAGAUACUCAAAAUACAGAGAAUACUUCUGAAUCUAAUCAGUAUGGAAAAGACUUUCUUCUGCCCAGGACAGUCUCCAUAGGAGACACACUUUCGGAAUUAAUUCAAUGUGAAAAAUCCUUCAGCCUGACUGCAGAUGUCCAACAGAGAGAAUGCCCGCAAGACAGAGUCUUUCGGAACAGUGGCUACAGCCAAACCAAUGUCAGUCAGUCAUACCUUCAGACUCUCGGAAGAAACCACAGUGAAGGAAAACUCUCCAAUUGGGAACGAUAUGGGAAAACUUCUACUCAGCCCAUAAGCCACGUUGUACACAUUCAAACACACAUUGUAAGAAAACCCUACAAAAAUAAGGAAUGUGGAAAAUUAUUCACAUAUCCUUUGUAUAGUAAUAAUAUGCAAAAUCAUACUAGAGAGAAAUCCUGUGAUUGGAAGGAAGAUGGGAAAGCUUUCACUGUGCCCUCAGGUCAAACUGUGCAUAUUCAAAAUCAAGCUGGGGAGAAGUCGUAUGAAUGCAAGGAAUGUGGGAAAGCCUUUGGGAAGUCCUCAGGCCUCGCUGAACAUAUGAGAAGUCACACAGGUGAGAAGCCCUUUCAGUGUGAUGAGUGUGGGAAGGCCUUUGCCUCUUCCUCCUAUCUCACUGCACAUUUGAGAACUCACACUGGAGAGAAGCCCUUUGAGUGUAAGAUGUGUGGGAAAGGAUUCACGCGUUCCUCCUACCUUCGCAUUCACACGCGAACUCACACCGGAGAAAAACCCUAUCAGUGUAAAGAGUGUGGGAAAGCGUUCACCGUGCGCUCCGGCCUUAAUAUACACUUACGAACACACACUGGAGAGAAGCCCUAUGAAUGUAAGGAAUGUGGAAAGGCCUUCACGAGUUUUCGUCAACUCGCUGAACAUAUGAAAACUCACACUGGUGAGAAGCCUUUUGUAUGUGAUGUAUGCACAAAAUCCUUUAGGAAUUCCUCAUGCCUUAAGAAACAUUUUCGAAUUCAUACUGGAGUUAAGCCCUAUCAAUGUAAGGAGUGUGGGAAAGCCUUCGCUGGACGAACGGGCUUUACUACACAUGUGCUCACUCACACUGGGGAGAGACCCUACGAGUGUAAGGAGUGUGGGAAAGCCUUCACUACAUCCUCGGGCCUUAUUGAACACAUGAGAAGUCACCUGAGAGAGAAGCCCUUUGAAUGUGAGCAGUGUGGGAAAGCGUUUGCUUCUUCUUCAUAUCUCAUUGCACAUUUGCGAACCCACACUGGAGAGAAGCCCUUUGAGUGUGCGGUGUGUGGGAAAGCCUUCACACGUUCCUCCUACCUUCACAGGCAUGUGCGAAUUCACACUGGAGAAAAACCCUAUGAAUGCAAGGACUGUGGGAAAGCGUUCACGGAGCGAUCAUGCCUUAAUGCACACUCACGAACACACACUGGAGAGAGGCCCUACAAAUGUAAGGAAUGUGGGAAAGCCUUCACUACCUUUCCUCAACUAACUGAACAUAUAAAAACUCACACUGGUGAGAAGCCUUUUGAAUGUCAAGAGUGUGGGAAAGCCUUCGCCGGGCGAACGGGCUUUACUACACAUGUGCUCACUCACACUGGGGAGAGACCCUACGAGUGUAAGGAGUGUGGGAAGGCCUUCACUACGUCCUCACACCUUAUUGAGCAUGAAAGAAGUCACACAGGAGAGAAGCCCUUUGAAUGUGACCAGUGUGGGAAGGCCUUUGUGGCUUCCUCAUCUCUUAAUGUCCACUUGAGAACUCACACUGGGGAAAAGCCCUUUGAGUGUAAGAUGUGUGGGAAAGCAUUUCGGUAUUCCUCCAGUCUUUGCAGUCACAUGCGAACUCACACUGGAGAGAAGCCCUAUGCGUGUAAAGAGUGUGGGAAGGCUUUCACUGAGCGCUCACGCCUUACUAAACACUUACGAACACACUCAGGAAAAAAAUCCUACGAAUGUAAGGAAUGUGGAAAAAGUUUCAGAUAUUCUGCCAACCUUAAUAUUCAUAUGCGAACCCAUACUGGCGAGAAACCUUAUCAGUGUAAGGAAUGUGGGAAAGCCUUCUCUAGGUUUUAUCCAUUAACUCAACAUUUAAAAACUCACACUGGAGAGAAGCCGUUUGAAUGUAAGGUAUGUGGAAAAUGCUUUAGAAAUUCCUCCUGCCUCAAUGAUCACUUUCGAGUUCACACUGGACUAAAACCAUAUAAAUGUAAGGACUGUGGCAAAGCUUUCACUGGGCGCUCUGGCCUUAGUAAACACUUACCAACUCAUACUGGAGAGAAGCCUUAUGAAUGUAAGGAAUGUGGGAAAGCCUUCACUACGUCCUCAGGCCUUAUCAAGCAUACACAAACUCACACAGGCGAGAGACCCUUUGAAUGUUACCAGUGUGGGAAAGCUUUUGCUUCUUCGUCAUCUCUCAUUACACAUUUGAGAAUUCACACUGGAGAGAAGCCCUUUGAGUGUAAAAUAUGCGGGAAAGCGUUUUCAUGUUCUUCUUAUCUUCGUAUACACAUGCGAACUCACACUGGAGAGAGACCCUAUGUGUGUAAGGAAUGUGGGAGAGCCUUCACGGAGCGCACAUGCCUUACCAAGCAUUUGCGAACACACACUGGGGAGAACCCCUUUGAAUGUAGCAUAUGUGGGAAAGCAUUUGCAUGUUCUUCCUACCUUCAGAAUCACAUGCGAACUCACACCGGAGAGAAACCUUAUAUAUGUAAGGAAUGUGGGAAAGCCUUCACUGUUUCCUCACAUCUCAGUAAACAUACAAGAAUUCAUACUGGAGAGAAACCUCACAAGUGUAAGGAAUGUGGGAAGGCCUUCACUGUGCGCUCAGGCCUUACUAAACAUAUGCGAACUCACACUGGGGAGAAGCCCUAUGAUUGCAAGGAGUGUGGGAAAGCCUUCACUACGUCCUCAGGCCUUAUUGAACAUAUAAGAAUUCACACAGGAGAGAAACCCUUCGAAUGUUACCAGUGUGGGAAAGCCUUUGCUUCUUCCUCCUAUCUCAUCGCACAUUUGAGAAUUCACACGGGAGAGAAGCCCUUCGAGUGUAAUAUGUGUGGGAAAGCGUUCACAUGUUCCUCCUACCUUCAGAAUCACAUGCGAACUCAUACUGGAGAGAAACCGUAUGUUUGUAAGGAAUGUGGGAGAGCCUUCACUGUUUACUCACACCUAAGUAAACAUGUAAGAAUUCACAGUGGAGAGAAAUCCCAGAAAUGUAAGGAAUGUGGGGAAACUUUCAGUAGUUCUUCUCAUCUUACGGAACAUACACAAACACACUGGAGGGAAAACCUUUGGAGGUAAGGAAUGAAGAAACUUUUAGGAAGUCCUCAGACCUUAGCACAUUCAAGUUUGCACUGAUAAGAGAUGUCCCUCUUCAAAGACCUGAACGAACGAACUCUGACAAUGUCGCGUGAAUUUUAGGAAUAUGGGAGAGCUGUUGGAAUCUGCUCACAUCCAGUGUAAGGGAUGCAUCCUGAAGCCAUACAGUGUCUAAAACAUGGAAAGCCUUCACAGUCCUUGGGUUCUUACUAAACAUGUGAGAUCUUGUAACGGAGAGAAACCCUAAUUAUGUAAGAUGAGGAAAAGUUGUAGUCCUAAAUAUUUUCAUGUUCACUUUGGGAUCUCAUGGUAGAGAAAGAUUUCAUGAAAGUAAGAAAUGUUGGAAUAUCACCAUAAAAUUACAUUGUCCCUCAGCCUUUAAUAAACAUAAGGCUAUUCGUAUUUAUUGAGAAACUGCAUGUAUGGGAUGUGAAAAUUGCUUCCCUCUUUUCUAAAAUGUAUGGCUUUUUUGGUUUUAUGGAUUUUUUUGAACAUUUGAAGUUUGAAUAUUUGAAGAAUAUUUAAAUAUUUGUGUAUUUUUAAACUUCUCAGUCCUAUCUGAUUACUACUACAGUCUUAAUUUUUCUUUCAUCUUUAUUGAGGUAUGAUUGACAACUAAAUUUAUAUUUAAGGUGUACAUCCUGGUGGUGAUACAUGUAUGCAUUGUGAAAUGAUUACUCUAGUGAAGCAGAUUAAAAUACUUCUUACCUGACAUAAUGACCUUUUAUUUUUGGUGUUUUGGAAAAUUUUCUUAUGUCUUAGAAGAUUUUAACUAUAUAGUAUUUUAUUAAAGUCAUCAUGCUGUAUAGGUCUCAACUUACUCAUCUUUCACUGAAAGUUUCAUCAGUAUCUCUGUUUUCCCCAUCCCACAAUCCCUGGAAACCACUAUUCUGUUCUGUGCUUCUAUGAAUUUGAGAUUUUUAGAUACCACAUAUUAAGUGUGGCCAUACACUAUUUGUUUUUUUUUUUUUGUCUGGCUUCACAUAGCAUAAUACAUCCAGGAUCAACCCUGUUGUGACAAAUGGCAGAAAUUUCUUCUAUAUUUAAGGCUUAAUAUUUUAUUAUACACACACACGCGCGCACACGCGCACACACACACACACACCAUGUUUUCUUUAUUCUGUCAAGAGACACUUAGGUUCUACUGUUAACUGAAUGGUAUUAGUAUUGCUCCUUUGGAUAUAAGGGCACAUAUAUCUAGUCAUUUUAUUCCUUGGAUAUAUACACAGAAUUGUGUCUGCUGGGUCACAUGGUUCUAUUCUUUGAAGGAUUUAUUUAUUUAAUGUAUUUAUUUUAUUUGAGAGGUAGAGUUAUAGACAGAGAAGGAGAGACAGAGAAAAAGGUCUUCGAUGUACUGGUUCACCCCUCAAAUGGCUGCAAUGGCCAGAGUUGGGCCAAUCUGAAGCCAGGAGAUUCUUCCAGGUCUCCCACGUGGGCGCAGGUGUCCAAGUACUUGGACCAUUUUCUGCUGCUUUCCCAGGCCAUAGUAGAGAGCUGGAUCAGAAAAGGAGCAGCCAGGACUGGAACCGGCACCCAUAAGGGAUGCUGGCACUGCAGGUAGCAGUUUCAACCAUUAUGCCAUGGCACCAACCCCCGUUGUUUAUUUUUAAUUUAUUAGGAUCCUUUAUACUCAUUUCCUGAUGACUCUGCCCAUCUUCAUUCCCGCCAGCAGUGUGCAAGCUAACACUUGAUUAUCUUUUGAUGUUUUUGAUAAGAGCCAUGCAAAUGUGAUGUGAUCAUUUUGAUUUUCAUUUCCUUGAUGACAGUGAUUUUGAGCAUCUACAAAUACCUGCUGACCAUUUGUAUAUCUUCUUUGGAAAAAUAUAUAUCCAGGUGUUUUUCCCCUUUUAAAAUUAUUAUUUUUGCUAUUGGGCUAUAUGAAUUCUUUAUAUGUUGGGUGUUUAUCCAUAAUUGGGUAUGUAGUUAAAAAUAUUUUCUUCUUUUCCAUACAUUCCUUUUCCAAUUUAUUGUUUCCUUCACUAUCAAAAAAAGUUUUUAGUUUGAUAUAGUCCUGUUUGUUCUUGCUUACAUUGAAUUCUUUCAGUGUCAACUCCAAAAAUAAUGUUAUCAAGACCAUUGUCAACAUACUUUUUCACUGUUUUCUUUUAGGAUUUUUAUGGUUUUAAAGCCUUAGGUUUUCAUCUUUAACCCAUUUUGAAUUGAGCUUUGUGUAUGGUGUGAGGUAGCGAUCCAAUUGCAUUGUUUGAAUGUAUCUGUCUAGUUUUUUCAAUAUAAUUUAUUGAAGAGUAUCUUUUACACAUUGUGUAUUCUUGGCACAUCUGUCAAAAUUUUGUUAACAAAUAUGCAUGGUUUUACAUGUGGGCUUUCUGAUGUGUUCCAUUGGUGUGUCUAUCUGGUUUUGUGCCAGUAUAAUAUUUAUUUGAUUGAAAUCAGGAUGUGUAACACUUACAAUUGUGUUUUGCUCAGAAUUGUUUUGCCUUUUCUGAGUCUUUUGUGGUUCCAUAUGCAUUUUAGAAGUUUCAUAAAUAAUGUAACAAAUGCCAUUGAUAUCUUGAAAGGGAUGGCAGUAAGUAGGUUGCUUUGGGUGGUAUGGGCAUUUUCUCAAUAUUAUUUCAUCAAUCAAAUAGGAUAGCAUCCCUUGUAAUAGUUUCUUAUUUAAUUUCUUUUUCUGACUUUACCUUCAGUUUAUCAAUCUUUCAUUUCCCCGGUUAAAUUUAUUCCUAACUAUUAUAUCAUUUUUAUUCUAUUAUAAAUGGAAUGGUUCCCUAAUUUUUCACUGCUAGUGUAUAGAAACACUACUGAUUUUUGUAUGUUGACUUGGGCAGUUCCCUGGAUUCAUCUGUUCCUGUUUUUAAAUGGAUCAUUACAGUUUCUAUAUUCAAGACCAUGUCAUCUGCAGAAAAAAAAAAAAAAAAUAAAUAAAAGAUCCACUUUAUUUCUUUCUCUUUUGGAUGCCUUUUAUUUCUUCUUGCUUAGUUGCUUUGGGUAGGACUUGCAUGGUGAAUAGAAGUGACAAGGAUUGGUAUUCUUGUCUUGCUCUUGUUAAAGAAAAAACUAUAGGUUAUCCUUGUUCAUUAUGCUGUUGGCUGUGGUCUUGUCAUAUAUGGCCAUUAUUGUGUUAUAAUACAUUCGUUCUAUGCAUAAUAUGUUGGGAGCUGGUAUCAUGAAAGGAUGUUGAAUUUUGUUGAAUGCUUCUUCUGCAUUUUUUACCAAUGUAAUUUUCUCUUCAUUUUGUUAAUGUGUGUGAUAUUUAUUGAUUUGCUUAUGUUGAACCAUCUUUGCAUCCCAGAUAUAGAUCCCACUUGUGUGUGAUACUUUUAAUUAAUUUAAAUGUGAAUGGGCUAAAUUUGCCCAUCAACAUAGAAUGGCUGAUUGCCUUUAGAAGAAAUGACACAUUUGUAUGCAGCCUAUGAGAGAUUUCAUCUUUAGGGAUGUAAGUAGACUGAAAAGAAGGGAUGGAAAAGAUGUUUCUUAUAAAUGAAAACCAAAGAGAAUAGGAAUACCUAUAUAUGUUUCAGACAAAGGACAUGUUUAAGUCAAGAACUAUACUAAGAGAAAAGGAUAUCAUGAUGAAAAAAAUGGUAGCUUCAUCAAGAAGAAAUAAUUGCUGGACAUAUGUAUGCACCUAGUUGUGGGGAGCAAUCCGGACUAGACUAGGUUACUCGAAUUAGGACUUAUUCUAUGCAUCUGCUCUCCCACAAUAUGGCGCUGGGAGAGAAGUAAACAGCUUCCGCACAGCUGCCUCCAGUUCAACCAAUUAACUGUAGGACUUGCUCCUGAUUGGAGAGCAGCGUACUCAGCCGAGUUGGGAUUGGCGGAGGAGGACUAUAAAGGAGGAGAGAGACGGCAUGCACCAGGAACAUCUAUGGGGAACAUCUAAGGGAACCCGUGCAGCCCCCGAGAGAACCGGCCGGCGGUGUGCCGCUCCCCUGCGGAAGUGGGGAAUGCGGCCAGGGGGAACUGCCCUUCCACGGAGGUGGAAGGGAUAGUAGCCAACCCGGGAAGAACCAGCAGCAAACCCGGGGAGGGCCGAGCAGACAAAAGAACAGCGCAGGGUUUAGUGUCGCUCCUCCACGAAGAGGGGGAGUGACACCUAGUAGCAAAGCACCUGAGUAUAGAAGGCAAAAAUCAACAGCUCUGAAUCAAGAAAUAGAUAGCUAUAUAACAAUAGUAUGGGUCUUCAAUAUCCCACUUUCAACAGUGGAUAGAUCAUGUAGGCUGAAAAUAAAACACUGGACCUGAAUAACAGCUUAUACCAAAUGGACCUUACAGAUCUAUACAGAACAUUCCAUUUAAAAGCAACAGAAUAUACAUUCUAUUCUAUAGCACAGAGAACACUCCAGGAUAGAUGAUAUGUAAGACAUUAUACAAGUUUCACUUUUUCUCACUUGUCCUUUAUCUGGACCAGGAUUCAGUUCAUAAUCUCAAGUCCCAUUAACUUUGAUAUUGUGAACAUCCACACUACCAAUAAUUAAUGAUUGAAAAUCAAUAUAUAUGUAAUUACUGAUGCUUGUAUUUAAUUCAGUGGUCUAAUUUUAAUGCUUUCCAUUUUUGUCAUUUUUAAAUGGGUCAUGUUUUUCCUCAUUAAAUUCUUAAAGUCUGGGACUUACGUACUUCAUUACUUUAAGACUUUUCUGCUUUAAAAGUCUUAAUACCUUUGCUUUAUCAUAAAAUGUACAUUUUGAACACAGUCAUUUCUGUGACCAAGAUCCUGGCAGACAUUAGCUGAGGGACUUACAGACUGGUGUGAAAUCACACAAGUUUAAACUACAGGCCCAUAGACCGGUAGACACAGCCUCUAGCAACCACCUGGUAAACAGGUACAACAAUGAUGAAUAGGACUGAUUCCUGGACCCAGACGUUGAAAAUGGUCCAGGGACACAUUGUGACAGAUAAAAAAUCAUUCCACAUUCUUUGCAGCUCUUCUCAUUGAGGUGUAGCCCAUAUCUCUCCCUUUAUUUCUUGAUCAGUCUUUUGACUGGGAGGUGUGUUCAGCCUGGUGGCUAAGAUGCUGAUUAAGAUGUCCUGGAAGGCAGUGGUGGUGUCUUGAAUAAGUUAUUGGGUUUCUACCACUCAUGAGGGGGACCUGGAUUCACCCUGAGCUAUUGUGGGCAUCUGAGGCGUGUGCCAGUGGUAGGGAACUCUCAGUCACUUUGCCUAAUAAAUGAAAGUUACACAUAAACAUAUGUGUUUUGGAAAACCAUUUGACAUUGCUACUGAGUUUGAACAUAGGUAUUCCUUGUUCUACAAAAUAUGUAGACAUCAAGAUAAAAGUCCUAGAUUGCCCUGAGCUGAUUUGAAAUACCAUUUGGGGAAAAAGCCUGAAUUUCCCUGAGCUGAAAAGAUAAAUGCCCUUCUAUAAAGAAAAAUGAUAGUUUGCUAGUUGUAGUAGCUUCCAUUCUUGGCACAAAGUAAAUUAACACAUAUAUAUAUUACCUCACAGUUUCCAUGGGCUGGAGUUGUAAGUAUGGUUUAGCUUGAGUUAUGCUCGGGAUCUCCUAAGAUGGAAGUCUGUGUUGUCCACUAUUCAUGCUAAUCUGGAGGCUACAAUGUUUUAGGGUACGCUUGCAAUCUCCAUCAGAUAGGUGGACGAGCUUAUUUCCUGUGGCUGUGGAACACUUGGAAGUUUCUUUUGUUCCAGAGAGCAAAAAGAUAGUAUAUGCUGCUGUUAGCCUUUGACCCUCUCUGAAGAGACUUGUGUAAUUUGUUCAGGUGAAUCUGUUUACAGAGCUCUCCAGACUAUAAAUAAACCCAGUGAUUUUUCUGGAGAUUGCCUUGCUUAAAUAACAUACAGUCUGAAUGGGGACUGGAAUUUGCUCUGCCUGCUUUCUUGCCCAUAAUGUAACAACUACAAGACUCUCAUCCUUUGACCUUUGAAAUACUUUUUUGGCUAGAAGGAAGUUGUUUGUCUUGCCAACAUUGAAAGGGAAGAGAGUCUUGUGCUGCAGCUCAAUAGGCUAAUCCUCCGCCUGCGGCGCCAGCACACCGGGUUCUAAUCCCGGUCGGGGCACCAGAUUCUGUCCCGGUUGAUCCUCUUCCAGGCCAGCUCUCUGCUGUGGCCCGGGAGUGCAGUGGAGAAUGGCCCAGGUCCUUGGGCACUGCACCCGCAUGGGAGACCAGGAGAAGCACCUGGCUCCUGGCAUCGGAUCAGCGUGAUGGGCUGGCUGCAACGCGCCAGCCGCAGCGGCCAUUGGGAGGUGAACCACCGGUAAAAAUGGAAGGGAUUAUGCAAAGACAUAGCAGAGGGCAGGAUUUAAAGGACCAUUUCAGGAUUCUGCCUAGUAAACGGGUACACUCAGUAGCAUGAGUGAGGGAACCGGAAAGAAAUCAUAUGUGAAAGAAUGGAUACUAUAUUGCCGGCCAACUAUAUUGUCUUAAAAAUGGACAUGCACACAUAGCAAAAUUGGUUCCAGUUAUGGGGAAGAUGGAAUGAGCAUAAUUAUAUUAUGCCAAAUACAGGUGUAAAAUAUGGAAAUGAUGCAUGGUGCAGCCAUUUGAGGAAUCUGUAAAGGAAAUGCUAGCAAUUGGAUGAUAAAACAUCAGAUUUCAAAUUACUGGCAAUCAAAUCCUAACUUUACCAGUUUUCUCUCCUCUGGUGUUGUCCAGUCUAUGCUCAACACAGUUAAAACUCCCAAGGAAAAUGUAAGCACAUGCUUAGCUCAAGAAGCAGCUUUAUGGUUCUGGCACAAUGAGACUGGGGUUUCCCAGUGCUCAGUGAACUAGAGAUAAAUGCCAGUUGUUCCCACCAUUCCUUUGCUCCCAGUCUCCAAGUCAUCCUUUGAUGGCAGUGAAACCGCACAAACCUUGAGAACGAAGUAAGACAUAGAUAAAUCUUCUACAUGGUCAAAUGGAAUGGACGCUAAAAGUACUACAGUGUUGAGUUCAUUUUUGAAUAAACUCACAUUGAAACAACUUAUAGUACUGAUUAAAACUUGCAAGCUGAGCCCAGUUAGGUAACUGCCUGGUUAUAAAAUAUCUUUAUUCUCUGAAGGAUUGAAGAACCAGAGAACCAUAGCAUAUUACUUAAAAUAUCUAGUAUAUAAUCCCAAAUUUUCCAGCGUAGUAUCAGAGUCUCAGGGGCCUGUAUGACAAUGCCAAAAUGCUAGCAUUCACGACAUUAGUAUCCUUUAAGAAGAGAAAGUGAUGCAGCAAAAAAUUUUGAAACAUGAGAAACUUCUCAAAUGUAAUGAAAGAUAAAUCUUCAAAAAGUUCAGUGUCCUAAAAUAUAACUCCAAAGAAAGACAUAAACUGCUGAAAGCUGAAGACAGUCUUGAAAGGAGACUGAGAAUAAUAACACAUUACUUAAAUAAUUCAAUUCACAAAAAUCACAAAAGCCAAAGCAAAUUCAAUAAGAGCUGAGAGAAAAGGAAUAGUCGAUGCUUUUUGGCUUGCUAAAUGAAAUAUAUUCCAAAACUUUAUUUCUACCUUACACUAAGAGUUCAACAAAUAGUAUGACCAAAACAAAACAAAAAAACCACUGUUCCUCAACAGUAGAGACAAGGGCUGUAAACAGUCAUCAAAUCUCAAAAUGUCCAUUUCACCCAAUACAUUACAUUUUAGGUACUCUAUUAGUUACCCCAGAUCAGGGAAAGCAUGAUAUCUGUCUUUUUGGGACUGGCUUAUUUCUCUAAGUAUGAUGGUUUCCAGUUGCAUCCAUUUAGUUGCAAAAGGAAGGAUAUCAUUUUAAAAAAAGAUUUAUUUAUUAAUUUGAAAGAGUUACAGAGAGGUAGAGGCAGAGACAGAGAGAGAGGUCUCCCAUCUGCUGGUUCACUCCUUAGAUAGCUGCAAUGGUUGGAGCUGUGCCGAUCUGAAGCCAGGAGUCAAGAGCUUCUUCUGGUUUUCCCACCUGGCCCAAGGACUUGGGCCAUCCUCUACUGCUUUCACAGGCCGUAGUAGAGAGCUGGAUCAGAAGUGGAGCAGCCAGGACUUGAACCAGCACCCAUAGGAUGCCAGCACUGCAGGUGGCUUUACCUGCUGAACCACAAUGCUGGCCCCAUCAUUUAACAGCUGAGUACUACUACAUAGUGUAUAUAUACAUUAUAAUUUCCUAUCCAGUCAUGAAAUUACUGGACAUCUGGGUUGAUUUCAUAUCUUAACUACUAUGAACUGAGCUGCUAUAAACAUGGAAGUACAGGUAAUUCUUUCAUAUGCUGAUUUCAUUUGGGUAAAUUCCCAGGAGCAUGUUUUCUGUGUCAUAUGGUAGGCCUAUAUUCAGAUUUCUUUUUUUUUAUUUUUUUAUUUUUUUUGACAGGCAGAGUGGACAGUGAGAGAGAGAGACACAGAGAAAGGUCUUCCUUUUGCCGUUGGUUCACCCUCCAGUGGCUGCCGUGGCCGGUGUGCUGUGGCCGGUGCACCGCGCUGAUCCAAAGCCACGAGCCAGGUGCUUUUCCUGGUCUCCCAUGCGGGUUCAGGGCCCAAGGACUUGGGCCAUCCUCCACUGCACUCCUGGGCCAUAGCAGAGAGCUGGCCUGGAAGAGGGGCAACCAGGACAGAAUCCGGCACCCUGACCGGGACUAGAACCUGGUGUGCUGGCGCCGCAAGGCGGAGGAUUAGCCUAUUGAGCCGCGGCGCCGGCCCUAUAUUCAGAUUUCUAAGAUAUCUCCAUACUGUCUUCCACAGUGGCUGCAACAGGUUACAGUCCCACCAAUAGUGGAUUAGGGUACCCUUUUCUCCACAACGUUGCCAGUAUUUGUUGUUUGUUGAUUUCUGUGAAAGGCAGUCAGACUAGGGUGAAGCAAAACCACGCUGGUUUUGAUUUGCAUUUCCCUGAUGGCUAGUGAUCCUGAGCAUUUUUUUCAAGUGUCUGUUGGCCAAUUUAAUUGAAAAAAAAUGUCUGCAAGAUCCUUUGCCCAUGUCUUAACUGGAUUGUUUGUUUUGUUGGUGUUGAACUUCUUGAGCUCUUUACAGAUUCUGGAUGUUAACCCUUUAUCAGUUGCAUAGUUUGCAAAUAUUUUCUUCGAUUUUGUCAGUUGCCUCUUCACUUUGCUGAGUGUUUCUUUUGCAGUCCAGAAGCUUCUCAGCUUGAUGUAAUCCCAUUUGUCAAUUUUCGCUUUCAUUGCCUGUGCUUCUGGGGUCUUUCCAAGAAGACUUUGCCUAUACCAAUGUCUUGCAGAGUUUUCUCAAUGUUCUCUAAUAAUUUGAUGGCAUCCGGUUGUAGAUUUAGGUCUUUGAUCCAUUGUGAGUGGAUUUUUGUGUAAGGUGUAAAGCAGGGAUCUUGUUUCAUACUUCUGCACACAGUGUUCUUAUUUCUUAGCCAUCAUUGCUUGUAUGCAGUAGCUCAAGCUCCAAACGAUGUCAGUUGCAUAGACGAGGAGUGUGUGUGUGUGUGUGUGUGUGUGUGUGCAUACAUCCAUAUAUAAUGACUCAAAAUUAAUUUUGAAUGUGUUUCAUGUGGUUUGGGGGCUAAGUGUAGGCUUGGAUGCAUGUGCCUGCUUGUGAUCUUUUGGGGGUUCCUAUUGUCAUGAAGGAAGAAUAACAGGAUAGUAGAGGAAUUGUUGAUAUUUUUUGACAAGUGAGGAGUUGGCCUUUGAUCCAGCUUCCACCAGGGGGUUGUGAAAGUGAAGAACUCAGCAUUUCAGAGAGGGUCAUUGGAUAUUUGAGAAACCUUUUAACCAUACUGGUCAUAGAGCAAAGUGGUUGGGGUAUGAGAUCUAGGUUCAGAUGGCCAGAGUGCACAUCAGCUCUGCCUCUUGCUGGCUGUGUAAAUUGGACAAGUUACAUGGAUUCUCUUACCUCAGUCUCCUCUUUAGUGAACUGAGAAUGAUUUUCAUUAAGUAAUUUAGUGUUGCAAGAAUUAAAUAAGCGCAUCACUUAAAUACAAGAAAACUAAAACUGUUUAAUGGUAUUUAGUAAGAUUACUAAAUGUGGGGCUGACAUAGUACAGUGGAUUAAGCUGCUGCUUGCAACACCAGCAUCCCACAUUGGAGUGCUAGUUGAAGUCCUGGCUAAAUUGCUUCUGAUCCAGCUUCCUGCUAAUGCAAUUGAAAAGGUGGUAGAUAGAUGAUGGCUCAGAAGUGUCUGGGCCCCUGCCACCCAUGUGAGAGACCUGGAUGGGGUUCCUGGCUCCUGGCUUCAGCCUGGCUCAGUCCUGGAUGCCAUAGCCAUUCGGGAAGCAAACCAGCAGAUGGAAACUUCCUUUGUCUUUCCCUCUCUCUUGAUCAGCCUUUCUUUUCCCCUUCCUCUUUUUCUUUUUUUCCUUUCCUUUCCCUUCUUUCCUCUCCUUUCCCCUUUCUUUUUAAGAAUAUUUAUGUAUUUGAAAGGCAGAGUUAGACAGAAAGGGAGGGAGAGAGAGAGAGAGAGAGAGUGAGAGAGAGAGAGAGAGAGACACUCAUCUUCCAUCUGCUGGUUCACUCCCCAAAUAGCUGCAAUGGCAGGUGUGGGUCAGACCGAAGCCAGGAGCCAGGAGCUUCUUCUGGGUCCCCCACAUGGGUGCAGGGGCCUAAGCACUUGGGCCAUCCUCUGCUGCUCUCCCAGGCAUAUUAGCAGGGAGUUGUUUCGGGAGUGGAGCAGCUGAGACUGGAACUGGUGCACAUAUAGGAUGACAGCAUCACAGGCAGCAGCUUUACCUGCUACACCACUCUGCCGGCCCCCUGCUCUGCCUUUCAAAUAAAUAAAUCUUAAAA